Messenger RNA from Moneuplotes crassus, 851 nucleotides. The record is from the annotation of a GenBank genome assembly. Lineage: Eukaryota; Ciliophora; Spirotrichea; Euplotida; Euplotidae.
UUAAUAAUAUUUUCUGUAAAAUGUUCAAGAAGAUGAGUGAGCAGGAAGAGUUUGAGCUCGGCCUGAAAUGCAUAAGUUGCCAUGGGACUCAAUAUUUCAACAAGAACUUCAAACUUCUGUACACCUCCUGUGGACAUACCCUGUGUCAGGUCUGUAAGGAAGAGAAGUUAGCCUCCAGAACAGUUAUUCAGUGCAAGGAAUGAGGGUCUAAUCUCAUGAAGAAAGAUUUCUCAGAGCAGAGCAGGACUGAGCAAGACUAUGAUAGUGACAUAAAAAUCAGAGCCCGUGUUUUAAAGGUGUUCAACAAACAGAGGGAUGACUUCAAAUCUGAUGCUGAGUUUGAUGCUUAUACGGAGCAAGUUGAGGACAUCAUCUUUAACCUUGUAGAAGGUAUUGACGUUCAAGAGACAGAAGCGAAGAUUAAUGACUAUAAGCGGAUUAAUAAGAGGAAUAUUUCUAUUAAUUCUACAAAGAAAGAAGAGGAGCGCAAACAAAAAUUUGUGAAAGUUAAGGAAAAUGAUAUUACUUUGAGAGAAGAGAAUCGGAUGUUUUAUGAGAGUGAGGAAGAACCGGAGGAGGAGAAAAAGCAAACUGAGAAGUCAAAGUUUGAGCUUAUGGCAGAGCAAGCCAAACUUGAGAGUGAGCAACAAGAAUUCAAUUCCAGGUUGUUCUUUCAUAAAAUUGAUAGUUUGAAGCUACCUCAGGUUGCUCAGAAGCUUGAUCCGAGGAGAUACCUUUCUGAAAGUCAGAGGGAGAUGGCAAAGAAGGCAUCUGGGCAUAAUAACAAGUGGGUGCUUGAUAGAAGCAUCAGUGAAAUGGCUCAUUAAUAGGCAAAAUAGAGUAAUCCUUGG